GGCAAGACGUUGUUUCUUUCCUCUUUUGUGAGUGAGCGGUAGUGCAGGGGCAGUGUAGUACUUCAAACGUGCUGGUUUUAUUUUAGUUGACUACAGUGUUUAGCGUUAACAAAGGCCAGGCAAUGGCAGACAAGAUGGAUAUGUCCUUAGACGACAUUAUCAAGCAAAACAGGCAGCGCGGGGGUAGCGGGCGCGGCGGGAGAGGAGGUCGCGGCGGCCGCGGAGGCACAGGCGGCCGAGGAGGUGGCGGCGCCGGUGGACGGCUCGGAAACACAGGCGGAGGCUUUGGAGGCCGCGGCGGGGGAUCGGGCCCCAUGAGGAACCGCCAGAACCUGAGCCGCGGAAGAGGCAGACCUACGCCGUACAGCAGGCCCAAGCAGCUCCCAGACAAGUGGCAGCAUGACCUGUUUGACAACGGCUACAGUGCGAACGCCGGAGGAGGUGGCGGUGGCGGCGGCGGAGCUGGCGUGGAGACGGGAGGAAAACUCCUCGUGUCCAAUCUUGACUUUGGCGUCUCGGAUGCAGACAUUCAGGAGCUCUUCGCAGAAUUUGGCACUCUAAAGAAAGCGGCAGUACAUUACGAUCGGUCAGGACGCAGCCUUGGCACUGCGGAUGUUCACUUUGAGAGGAAAGCAGACGCCCUGAAAGCCAUGAAGCAGUACAACGGUGUUCCCCUUGACGGUCGCCCAAUGAACAUUCAGCUUGUUACAUCACAGAUUGAUGCACAGAGGCGGACUCCGAUGCAGGGUCUAAAUCGUGGAGGUGGUGGCAUGAACAGAAACAGAAUCGGAGGCUUUGGCACACAGAAAGGUCGUGGGGGACGCGGCGGCGGUGGUGGUGGUGGUGGCGGCGGUGGAGGAUCCAGAGGCCGGGGUCGAGGCGGUCGUGGCGGCGGCAGCAAACAGCAGCUCUCUGCUGAAGAGCUGGACGCCCAGCUAGACGCCUACAAUGCCAGGAUGGAUACCAGCUAAAUACCAAGAUAUCAAGCUGCAUUCCCCACUGUUCCUACACGGGAGAGUGGUCAUCGUUGUUAUAGCUUUGAACAUGCCGGAUGUUUUACACUCACGUCUUCAAAAGUGAUUUAAAUUUGUGUAACAAACUUUCUCCUUUUAAAAUGCUCAUGUUUUUUACCUACCUUGUUUUAUUUUUGUUUUCAGUUUUUUUUGAGAAAACUGGUUGGACUGUAGGAUUUUAAGGGAUGUGCAUAUCUUAACCAUCCUUAUGUAGAUCAUUGAAAUAAAAACCUGCAGUAUUUAGUAACCACA
Molecule: messenger RNA, 1265 nt
Organism: Ctenopharyngodon idella (grass carp)
Lineage: Eukaryota; Metazoa; Chordata; Actinopteri; Cypriniformes; Xenocyprididae
Gene: alyref
Product: Aly/REF export factor
Exons: 6
Coding region: 123-971 (282 amino acids)
Biological process (GO): mRNA export from nucleus
Cellular component (GO): nucleus
Molecular function (GO): mRNA binding
Source: RefSeq, a predicted model, not a curated record